AUGAGCAAAACCAUCUGCGCGUUCACCAGCGUCCAGAACGUCAACGGUGGAGAGUGGCAGUGGACCCUGUUCCAACCGCUGGUCGCACCGGACCCGGGACGUCAGACCGUUCAUGUUGUUAUGACGUAUGUUUCGAGCGCGGACUACAGACCCCAGUUCAGCGACGCCCACGAGUACAAACGUCUCAACGGUGGCCGCAUCAGGGAGUUGAACCACUUCGUGGCUCUGUCUCACGACAACACCGCGAAAAAUCACGAAGCUGCUGUCACGAGGAUGGCCGGUGUUUGGACCCUGUUCCAACCGCUGGUCGCACUGGAUCCGGGAAGUCAGACCGUUCAUGUUGUUAUGACGUAUGUUUCGAGCGCGGACUACAGACCCCAGUUCAGCGACGCCCACGAGUACAAACGUCUCAACGGUGGCCGCAUCAGGGAGUUGAACCACUUCGUGGCUCUGUCUCACGACAACACCGCGAAAAAUCACGAAGCUGCUGUCACGAGGAUGGCCGGUCUUGUGCGCUUGGCACAAGACGACUGCAAGGCGUCGGAGGCGAGGCUCAAGGAAGCUGUAGGGGACUCGGGUGGGCAAGGUGACAUCGCGUACAAGUACACGUUGUUCAUUUCCCNAUCUCACGACAACACCGCGAAAAAUCACGAAGCUGCUGUCAUGAGGAUGGCCGGUCUUGUGCGCUUGGCACAAGACGACUGCAAGGAGUCGGAGGCGAGGCUCAAGGAAGCUGUAGGGGACUCGGGUGGUUCACCGUCGGCUCCUCAUACCUGCACGGAACUGGCGGACGCGCAGGGCAAGGCGGAGGUGGGUCUUUGGGGCUCGGGUGUCGAAGAAGUGGGCAAACAGCAAGGUGAUCGCAUUCAGGUGUAA
Ectocarpus sp. CCAP 1310/34 is the source of this 876-nucleotide messenger RNA. NCBI's taxonomy places the organism in Eukaryota, Phaeophyceae, Ectocarpales, Ectocarpaceae. The record is from the annotation of a GenBank genome assembly.